AUGGGAAUAUCAUCCCUGUCAUGUCUCAUUGCCAAUCUGUCUCUUUCUCUAGGAGGUGAUUUCCUUUCCUUUUUAAGAAAGAAAAAGGAUGAGCUAAAAACCAAACAGUUGGUGAAAUUCUCAUUAGAUGUUGCUGCUGGGAUGGCGUAUCUUGAAUCCAAAAACUGUAUACACAGGGACCUUGCUGCAAGGAACUGUCUAGUAGGUGAAAAUAAUGUUCUGAAAAUUAGUGACUUUGGGAUGUCUCGUCAAGAAGAUGAUGGAGUAUAUUCAUCUUCAGGAUUAAAGCAAAUUCCAAUCAAAUGGACUGCUCCAGAAGCCUUGAACUAUGGACGGUACACUUCUGAGAGUGAUAUAUGGAGUUAUGGGAUUUUCCUCUGGGAGACCUUCAGCUUAGGUGUGUGCCCGUAUCCUGGCAUGACUAAUCAGCAAGCACGGGAACAAGUGGAGAAAGGCUAUCGAAUGUCAGCGCCUCAGAAGUGUCCAGAGGAUAUCUAUAAAAUAAUGCAACGGUGUUGGGAUUACAAUCCUGAAAUGAGACCAAAAUUCAACGAGAUUCACAAAGAGCUGUCUGCACUGAAAAAGAAAGUGACAUCAUGAGAAACUGACGGGACUCAAAAGACAGGACUCCUCUUUUUCCAGAAAAGUAUUAUUUUUUCCUGUCAUGAAUCCAACACAUUUAUACUACAUUUCUUCCAAUAUUCUUCUAGGACUCCUUUUUGUAAAACAAAAAAAAAAAAAACUGCUUUAUUCAAGUGUGCCCAGGGUGGAGAAUGUCAAGAUGUCUAUGUUAAAGACAGAGUGUUCUGCCAAGUGCUUUAUAGUCACAAUGAUGCUGUCAUAUAGGUUUUGUGUAAAUAGAUAAACACGUAAUAUAUGUGUAGAAUUAGGGAAUUCUGGCUUAUUUAGAUAUUUCUAUGAUAAACCCCAAACAGUGUUUUGGGGGCUUUGUUUCUCCUUUUCAAUGCAUGUACUUGCAACAGUCUUAGUGUAAACCCAGUGGUUCAUGAACCAUUCCCACAAAUCUUAAAGCUGAAGGCAGAGUUUUCAGUAUAUCUUUUAAGGAUAAUAUAAAGUAGUGCUCUGAAAAAGAACACACACAUGCAAAAUCACCAGCUGAUGCAAUUUUGAAUAUGUGUUUUUUCAAGAACAUGAUGUAAGGAUCUGAUUAUAGAAUGAGGAGUUUGUGCACAAGUUUUCUGAAGACAUUUCACUACAGUAAAUGUUUCUAAUAUUGGAUAUUAUUUAUUUUCAUCUUUAAACAAGGAAAAAGAGGCACAAUUUGCCAGGAACUGGCAAGCACAAAUCCAUUAAUGGUAUAGCUUUUAUUUGCAGGAGAGAAAAUAAAUCCAAAGGUGUUAUAUGUAAUGCACUUGCUGGGAAGUACUGUCUUUCAGAAGUAUGGAAUACAAUUAUUCUUAAAUGUGCACAUUCAGUAGUGCUGUCAACAACAUAUUUGCAAAUGAAAGUAGCAUGUGAUUAAGGUAACCAGUAGCAUUGAUUUUGUACGGGAAAAGGAUAGUGAAUUACCUGAUUGGAAGCUUUGUGAAUUGAUGUUUCCAUUCUGUAUGCCCCUGGAGGAAGGAAUACACACACAUUCAUACUGUAUCCACUAUCAAUUUCUCAGUUGUGUUUUUAAAAAAGGCCUGAGAAGAAAAUUGUAGUAAGGAAUUACUAUCUUUUGAAAAGAGUAGUUUGCCCACUAAAAACUACAAAGUUGACCAGAAUACAGUUCCAUUUUUCUGGUUGAACUCAGUAUCCUCAGUAUCCUAAUAUCAUUAAACUGAUAUUUGGAUACUCCGAGAAGUAUCAGACAAUAAUGAGCAAAAUUAAUGACUGGAUUCUUCCUGUGGUCCCAAGGAGAAUGACUCUUCCAGUUAUUGGUUUCAUCCUGAUUUCCUGAAUCCAUAGCUGACCAGUUCUGUUGCAAGGGGUUUCAGAUUAUACCUCAGAGGUAGCAAAAUGCUGGUCUUGUUAUGUCAGCAAAUCAGUCACUUCCAGCCCAAGGGAUGAAGAUGAAGCAAUGUGAUGUUUUGCUCCUGGAAAUCACUUCCUUUUGUAGGGGAGGACCAAGAGGUUGGUGAAGUCUGUGAUUGCAAAAUGGACCUGUUUUGCUCAUCUUUCUGGCAAGAGCACCUUUGGUCUUUUGUGCAUGUGUUUUGUGGUAGUACAGAGUGGUGAUGUUGAGCAGGAUGUAUUCUACUUUUAGACUAGAAAAAUUGAUGUCAUUCACAUGAUAAAAUUUAUGAUCAGAAUAAAACAGUAAAGCAUUAUAUCGGAGGAAAUGUUCUUCAUUGUAGAUGGGCUUGUUAGUAAGGGACAUCAGGUGACUGUUGCCUUAUAUGCAAAGAUUGCUUUAUAGUUCGGAAUCCAGUAAAGAGGUAAAAGGAAUGGACAACAAAUGUAAUGUUGCGGUUUCUAGAUAUAGUAAUGGGCAUAUAUGGAUCAUAAAAAGAAUAUUCAGCAAAAGUAGGAAACAAUUGAUUACUGUGAUCCUAAAGGGAUCCAAAAUAGUGUGCCUUUAAUCAUUGGCAUUCCUUUGUUAAUUAAAAUGCACAAGGACUGAAUCCUAACACCACAAGGGGGAAAACACCACAAAUUGCCCAGUUGCACAUUUUCGUCUAUGCAUUCACUAAUGUGUAAAUGUCAGGACAGAAUGUAAAGAAUGUAUUUCCUUGUAUUCAUGAUGUUUUUAAUUUUUCUUUUAAGGGUUAGUAUUUUUAUAUAGGAGAGAUUGUUCCAUUUCUUAAAGUCUUCUGAAUGUAUUCUGUCUUUCAACACGAAAAAAGACAGCACUUUGUCUUAAAUUGAUUAGAAGGACAUCUUGUCCUGAUCUUCUUGUACAAAUGUAAAGGAUAACUGCUAUUUAUAUUUCAUUUAUGUAAGCAGUUAAAAUUUGCAAUUCAUGUCAGACUGCUGCUCAGAUUGAAAAACCUUUCUGAAAAUGUAAUACCAGAACAUUGGGCAUUUGUUCUGCCUGUCCUCUGUCCUAAAAUCAGAGGUCAGCUAAAAUCAGAAAUUGGAAUAUAGGGUUCAUUCACAGAAAGUAAGUUUAGCAAAUUAAUACUAUAUUUUUCACACAUUCUUACAAACUACUCUCUUAGUUUGUAACUUAAUUUGUAAAACUAGUUUUACCUACCAUGUAAAACUAUUUAAAUUAUGUUGGUAAAGUUAUAUCCAUGCCAAAUGCAUAUAGCCAUUUCCUUUCUUAAUGGAGUAAAGUUCUCUGCAUAAUUAGAAAAUCUGUUGUUCCAGGAUUGAUGUAGUUCUUGUAAGAAUAAAGUUAGAACCCUUCCACUAUUACUGGUAAUAUGUAAUACUAAAUAAGCAUUUCUGUUGUUUCUUAACGAUAAAUGUUAGUGCGAUUUGAAAGUGCAAGAAACUAAUACAUUGUGAACAAAUUAACAUUUUACAACUGAAAGCCAAAACUUUUGAAGAUAUGCCACAUAAAGAAUAAUUUGAAAUUGAUUUGCACUCUAUAAUCUGUUUAUUUUCAAAAAUUAUGUUUUUAAUAAAUUAUCCAAAUAGCAUAAGACUCUUGCCAUUUUGGGAAUCAGAAGCACAUUAUUCUGAAGUAUAAGUUCUGUAAACCUUAUAUAUGAAAAUACAAGGUAAGAAACCAUUAAAGGUUCUCACUCAUACAAGAUCAUUUAGUAACUUUCCAUUUUUGAAAUAUUUAUGGACUAUGGUACAUUUUCAUUUAUGAGUGAAGGUAUUUAUAUUUAACAAAUGCCACAUUUUUUGCUUUCUUUUAAAUAUUGAAGCAGAUAUUACAGAAGGUUGGAAACAGCAAUGUUAUGAAGCUUGUUUGGUUAGAAAUAUUUAAGUUGGUUUGUUAAGUUUUGGGGAGUGGUUAAUCAACUGAUUAAAUCAGUUGUUGACCUUGGCGGCAUAAUACUGGCAGUAACUUACAGAAAGAAAGUGAAUAACAAUUUACAGGUCUCAAUCAGUAAUAUUUUUAUAUAUUUUACUAGCUGAUUGAAAGAUUUAGAACAUUUUUUUCUUUAAAAUUAGCACAAAGAGCUUUUAACUAUACUAUUUCUAGCUGUCUGGAAUUUGCAGAUUUUAAUUAAAGAUAGAGCUUUUCCCCCCUAUUUGCAGUGAGAUUCUUUCACAACCCAGAAACCUGGUUUUAGCUUUUGCAGGAUGCCAGGAUAGGAGAAGGAACCCAUUCUGAAUUGAGACUGUGAAAGUGAAGAUUAUUUCCUAUCAAAAAUCCUCUUCUACUUCCAAAACUGCUUCUUAUUCCUAGCAACUAAGCAGGGCUGCUCAGCAGGA
Molecule: messenger RNA, 4278 nt
Organism: Python bivittatus (Burmese python)
Lineage: Eukaryota; Metazoa; Chordata; Lepidosauria; Squamata; Pythonidae
Source: RefSeq, a predicted model, not a curated record